Priapulus caudatus is the source of this 1334-nucleotide messenger RNA. Its product is annotated as betaine--homocysteine S-methyltransferase 1-like. Gene Ontology annotation, molecular function: methyltransferase activity; zinc ion binding. The transcript has 8 exons. The record is from RefSeq and is a predicted model, not a curated record. Bases 33 to 1100 code for a protein of 355 amino acids. NCBI's taxonomy places the organism in Eukaryota, Metazoa, Priapulida, Priapulimorpha, Priapulimorphida, Priapulidae.
CUACUCAGUGUGUGUACUACAGUCCAGCAAGCAUGACGACUAGUGAUAUUAUAAAACCUAUGGGACUUGUUGAGAGGCUGGCAGCGGGUGAGAGUGUCAUCGUUGCUGAGGGCUAUCUGUUUGAGUUUGAGCGGCGUGGUUACCUGAAGGCGGGACACUAUGUACCGGAGGUUGUGCUCCAGCAUCCCGACCUCGUCAGACAGCUUCACGAGGAGUUCGUACACGCUGGUAGCGACGUCGUGCUCGCCUUCACCUACUAUGCACACCGGGAGAAGCUGAGGUUCAUUGACCGAGAGGAUGACCUAGAGAAAAUUAAUAGGACAGCGCUGCGCAUUGCCCGGCAGGUCGCCAACGAAACCGGCACUCUGAUGGCGGGAAACCUGUGCAACACCAAUCUACCGAUGACACCUGGUGACGAAAAUACACGGCAGAAGAUACGCGACAUCAUGAAGGAGCAGGUGCUUUGGGCAGUGGAAGAAGGAGCAGAUUAUAUUGUACUAGAGACAAUUGGUCAUCUAGAAGAAGCCUUGAUUGGGUUGAAAGUUAUCCAAGAGUUUGGAAAAGGCUUGCCAGCAGUGGUAACAAUGAGUAUUCACAUAUCCGAAAAUUCAUUCGAUGAUGUGCCAAUAGAGGAUGCUUUAAGUCAGGUGGAGAAAGCAGGAGCCGCAGUCGUUGGGCUUAAUUGUGCCAGAGGACCAAGCACCAUGCUACCUGUCAUGAAGAAGAUUAGGCAAACCUGCAAGGGGCCUCUUGCAGCGCUGCCUGUCACUUUCAGAGUAAGCAAUGAGGAGCCAACUAUGCAGACACUGACCGACGAGAAUGGGAAGAGACCAUAUCCAGCCUUGGAGGCACAUCUCAACUCUCGUGAACAAAUUGCUCAGUUUGCCAAAGACUGCAAGGAGAUUGGCAUCCAGUACGUGGGACUGUGCUGUGGUAAUAUGGCGUGCUACAUAAGAACGAUUGCAGAGACCCUUGGGAGAACACCGCCAGCCAGCAAAUACUCCCCGAACAUGGACGAAAAUAGCUACACCAGAGAAGCUAUAUAUAACUCCAAGCUACAUGCGCGUGUAUUCAAAACCAAGCAUGUAGUUAAUACAUAGAGCUAGAACAGCUACAAUAUAGGUAGAGUAUUGGGCUGGAAAAAAUAAGGUUGAAGAGUACGCUAAUGCUAUCAAGUGGGAUCAGGAAACAUUUUGGCUACCAAACACAUACACUGCUAAUAUGAUCGUCAUUUUUAUCUUGAGCUUCGCAGCUUACUAAAGCUUUUCUACUUUUUAAGUGUACACAGAGCUUGCACAUUCAAUAAAGAUGUCGUGACCACCAAGUCAAAAGCU